GACUACAUUUCCCGAGAACCCCUGCGCGCGCUUGGGCGCAGAGCCUGUUAACACGCGGUUCUGGAAGUGUGGUUCAGAGUUAAAGCUGCUACUUCUGAGUUUGAGCUCCUGGUGCGGCAGUCUGCGCGAUGCCCAAGGUCAAGGGAAAGACUCGGAGGCAGAAGUACGGUUACAAUGUCAACCGAAAGCGUCUGAACCGGAAUGCUCGUCGGAAGGCAGCUCCACGGAUCGAGUGCUCUCACAUUCGACAUGCCUGGGACCAUACCAAAUCCGUGCGGCAGAACCUGGCGGAGAUGGGGUUGGCCAUGGACCCCAACAAAGCGGUUCCCCUCCGAAAGAGGAAGGUAAAGGGCAUGGAGGUAGACGUGGAGGAGAGACCCAAGGACCUUGUGCGGAAGCCCUACGUGGUAAAUGACCUGGAGGCAGAAGCCAGCCUCCCAGAGAAGAAAGGAAAUACCUUGUCUCGCGACCUCAUUGAAUAUGUUCAUUACAUGGUAGAAAAUCAUGGGGAAGACUAUAAGGCUAUGGCCCGGGAUGAGAAGAAUUACUAUCAAGAUACCCCAAAACAGAUUCGGAAUAAGAUUAAUGUCUAUAAGCGUUUUUACCCAACAGAGUGGCAAUCCUUCGUUGAUUCUUUGCAGAAUAAGAAGAUGGAGGUUGACUGAGUGGUGUGCAUCCCCUGACAAGGCUUGUAUUGUUUCAGAUGAUGCUGGCAAAGUGUUAUAGAAUCAGUUUUUACACACAUACUCACUCACUCUCCUUCAUCAGAAGGAACUUUUCUUUUUCUUUUUCUUUUUCUUUUUUUGGGGGGUGGGGUGGGGGUGUCUCUCUAAUAGCCGUAGAUGUCCUGGAACUUGGCUUUGUAGACCAGGCUGGCUUCAGACCCACAGAGCUCCACCUACCUCUGUCCUGAGUUCUGGGAUUAAAGGGAAAGGUGUGCGCCCCCACACCUGGCUGGAGAAGGACCUCUUUAGAGGCUAUGGUUUAUGCUUUCUUGUAGGCUCACAGAAAAGCCAGGACUGGCUCUUCAGUGUCCAGAGGUGAUGCUUUAUUUGAAUGUGAUCUGUACAUAAUAAAAGCAUUUUACCUGUGUAA
This is a messenger RNA of Myodes glareolus (Bank vole), 1095 nucleotides long. RefSeq names its product NOP16 nucleolar protein (gene Nop16). The record is from RefSeq and is a predicted model, not a curated record. NCBI's taxonomy places the organism in Eukaryota, Metazoa, Chordata, Mammalia, Rodentia, Cricetidae. Gene Ontology annotation, cellular component: nucleolus. Gene Ontology annotation, biological process: ribosomal large subunit biogenesis.